AUGGUUGCUUCUGCUGUCCGGAUGCGCGCUCCCAGCGCCAUGUUCCUCUCCAAAGGCGCCCUCUCCCUGAAGCGGCCGCAAACUGUUCACAGAUUCAAGGAUAUCGCUCAAUCUCAAUUGCCUUCCCUGUCCGCCCUUUCCCGUUUUUAUGCCUCCAAGUCCUUCCCUCCCCACACUGUCAUCAGCAUGCCGGCCUUGUCGCCGACCAUGUCCGCCGGAAACAUUGGAGCUUGGCAGAAGAAGGCCGGUGAUUCCCUGCAGCCCGGUGAUGUCCUGGUAGAGAUCGAGACCGAUAAGGCCCAGAUGGACUUUGAGUUCCAGGAAGAGGGUGUUCUGGCCAAGGUUCUUAAGGAGACUGGCGAGAAGGACGUCGCUGUCGGUUCUCCUAUCGCUGUUUUGGUUGAGGAAGGUGUCGAUGUUGCCGCUUUCGAGGCUUUCAGCCUGGCGGAUGCCGGUGGUGAGAAGGCUGCUCCUGCUGCUGAGGAGAGCAAGCAGGAGUCCAAGGCCGCUGAGGCUGCCCCGGCUUCUGAGCCCGCCCCUGCUGCCGUGGAGCCUGAGACUUCCGGCGAGAAACUCCAGCCCAGUCUGGACCGUGAGCCUUCCAUCAGCCCUGCCGCCAAGGCCCUGGCUUUGGAGAAGGGUGUGCCCAUCAAGGCUCUCAAGGGUACCGGCCGUGGUGGCCAGAUCACUAAGGAGGACGUUGAGAAGUACAAGCCCAGUGCUUCUGCCGGCCCUACCUACGAGGACAUCCCCCUGACCUCCAUGCGCAAGACCAUUGCUAGCCGCCUCCAGCAGUCCGUGCGCGAGAACCCUCACUUCUACGUCUCCACCACUUUGUCUGUGAGCAAGCUCCUCAAGCUUCGCCAGGCUCUGAACGCUUCCUCCGAGGGCAAGUACAAGCUUUCCGUCAACGACUUCCUCGUCAAGGCCUGCGGUGCCGCCCUCAUGAAGGUCCCCACCGUCAACUCCAGCUGGCAUGAGGAGAACGGCCAGACCGUCAUCCGUCAGCACAAGACCGUCGACGUCAGUGUUGCCGUCUCUACCCCCAAUGGCCUCAUCACCCCCAUCGUCAAGAGCGUUGAGGGCCGUGGUCUGUCCAGCAUCUCCAACCAGAUCAAGGACCUGGGCAAGCGCGCCCGCGACAACAAGCUCAAGCCCGAGGAGUACCAGGGUGGCACUUUCACCAUCAGCAACAUGGGUAUGAACCCUGCUGUUGAGCGCUUCGCCGCCGUCAUCAACCCCCCUCAGGCCGGUAUCCUGGCUGUUGGCACCAUCCGCAAGGUUGCCGUCCCCGUCGAGACUGAGGAGGGCACCUCCGUUGAGUGGGAUGACCAGAUCAUCGUCACUGGUAGCUUCGACCACCGUGUCGUCGAUGGUGUUGUCGGUGCUGAGUGGAUCAAGGAGCUGAAGAAGGUUGUUGAGAACCCCCUCGAGCUUCUUUUCAAUCCGCAGAGGAGCGUUGGUGGAGUGUACCGCGACGAAGCCGAGAGCACCGCUUCCCUGGUCGACGUCGACUCGCCGCAUGUCCAGGCCGUGGAUCCCGACUUCCUGAAGCAGGACGUGCAGACCACCACCCAGGCUGAGCGGAUAGAGCGAGAAGAAGAGGAGCGGGAAGCCUACGAAGAACGGAAAGCGAAGAGCAAGGCUAAGGCUAAAGCCAAGGCGAAGGCUGAAUCGGCGCGCAGCAACGCGCACAACCCUGUCUACCUCGGAAAUGCUGUGAUUCUGGCCUUGAUUGGCGCUGGUCUGGGGUAUGGAGCAUACCGGAAGCAUGCUGCUGGGCAGCUUUCGUGGGAAGUGAUUGGAUGGGCCUCUGGCGCUAUUGGUGCUUUUGGUGCCGUGGACUACUUUGUUAGCAACCAUCGACAAAUCGCUGCUUCGCUAGCAUCGCUAUCACGCACCGUUGACGACUACUCUGCCCUGUCCAAGAAGGAAUUGAUUCCGGAGAAGCAAGAGAAGGCAUUCGAACGAGUCAAGAAUUUCCGCUCAGAACUGGCAGAUUACCGGCAACAUUUUGAUCGACUACGGAAAGAACGGGAGGAAGCUCAAUCCGUCACCAACCGCAACGAGCUCCUCGGUCGACGCCCUCAUCACACAGCUACACCGGAGAACCCAUAUGCCCAACCAUCCCUCCCUCAGUCUUCUGCGUUCGCUCCUUCCUCAUCACGAUCAGGACUCAGCUUUGGAGCUUCGCCGGCCGACUACAACCGGGAAACACAUGCGCUUCGCGAACAAAGCUUCCUAGCGAGCACCAACACCCAGAUCGACGAGUUUCUUGAUCGGGGUCGUGCUGUGCUGGCGGACUUGGGACAGCAGCGUGAAGUGCUGAAAGGCACGCAGCGUCGACUCUACAGCGUUGCGAACACACUGGGCGUCAGCGGCGACACAAUCCGCAGGGUUGAGCGUCGCGCAAGACAAGACAAGUGGAUCUUCUGGGGCGGAGUGGUGCUCUUCUUCCUAUUCUGCUGGGCUGUCCUGCACUUCUUGCGAUAG
This is a messenger RNA of Aspergillus vadensis CBS 113365, 2493 nucleotides long. Its product is annotated as putative pyruvate dehydrogenase complex, dihydrolipoamide acetyltransferase component. Gene Ontology annotation, cellular component: pyruvate dehydrogenase complex. Bases 1 to 2493 code for a protein of 830 amino acids. Gene Ontology annotation, biological process: pyruvate decarboxylation to acetyl-CoA. NCBI's taxonomy places the organism in Eukaryota, Fungi, Ascomycota, Eurotiomycetes, Eurotiales, Aspergillaceae. The record is from RefSeq and is a predicted model, not a curated record. The transcript has 9 exons. Gene Ontology annotation, molecular function: dihydrolipoyllysine-residue acetyltransferase activity.